UUCCGCUAUUACGAUUGGCUGAUUUCUCGCCCCAUUUGAAGCUCGCAACUUUCUCCCUCGUGCGAUCCCGCGAUCAUACAGUCAGUUUAGCAGCGUUCCGCUCGGGCCGAUCAAGACACGGACGACCUCGCCGACAGGGAGGAGGACACGCGCAUUACUAAAUAGAAAGACAUGUCGCUGCUGAAGGAGAUUCAAGCGAACGCAGCGGUGGCCUGGAGCCCCGUGAAGCGGCGUGCGGAGCUCUUGGCGCUCGGCUCAAAGGGCGACGGCGGCGUCGGCUUUGAGAAUACCGGCGGCGAGUUCAAGCUCGUAUCCAUGGACCUAAGCGACCCGAGCCGUGGUAUGAUCACACUAGGCUCCGUCAAGACGGCGUCGCGAUUCACGUCGCUGGCCUGGCGUGACGUGCCGCGCCACCACGACACGUGUCCGUACGGUAUCAUCGCCGGUGGUAUGGCUGACGGCUCCGUGUCGCUGUGGAACCCAGCACUUAUGCUAGACCGCGAGCCUGGCACUGAUGCGCCUGCGUCCUGCGAGAUCGGCCGCAUCACGCGCCACAAGGGAGCCGUCAACGCGCUACAGUUCAAUCCGCACGAAGACAGCGCGCACCUGUUGGCUUCAGGCGGCAGUGAUGGCGAAGUUUACAUUAUGUCGCUGGAGAAACUGGCCAGCCCUGGCGUCUUCACGCCUGGAGGCCCCUCCACCCCUCAGGCACAGGCCAAUGAGAUCACCAGCGUGGCAUGGAAUACUCAAGUGAAUUAUAUCCUAGCCACAGGCUCGCAGAAUGGCUCUGUCGUUGUCUGGGACCUCAAGCAAAAGAAGCCUUGGUGCGAGUUGCGUGAUCCCGCACGAGGAGCAGCCACUGCUAUCGCCUGGAACCCCAACGAGGGACUGCAGAUCGCUACAGCCUCGGGCGAUGACCAGCAUCCGUCAGUGAAGCUCUGGGAUCUGCGCAACUCGACCAGUACGCCUCUAGCCGAGUUCCAUGACCACACUGCGGGCGUUCUGUCCAUGUCAUGGUGUCCCAACGACCCUGGGCUCAUCUUAUCGUGCGGGAAGGACAAUCGAACGCUUCUCUGGGACCUGUUUUCGCGCAAGACUGUGGCUGAAUUCCCCUCGGACGCCCCGAAUGCUCCCUCUAUGGGCUCGGACCAAUUCUUUGGCGGUGGUCUCGCCGGCCAGCGUCGUUGGAACGUUCAGUGGUCUCCCCAGGUUCCUGCAGUUGCUUCGACCUGCUCGUUGGACGGAAAGCUGCAGAUCUGGGGUCUUUCUGGUGGCGGUAACCCGGCUUGUCGCCCCCCGAAGUGGAUGCGCCGCCCGGCUGGUGCGUCAUUUGGAUUUGGUGGCAAGUUGGUGACUAUUGCGAAUCCGCAGGAACCUGCGGGCCCCAACACCGACCACCGUCGCCUUAUUCACAUGCAACGCGUGAUUAGUGACACUGGACUUGUGGCUGAGGCCGAGGCGCUGGACCGUUCGCUGGAAACGAAGGACUUUAAAGGACACUGCGAGCAGAAGAUCGCAUCAGCAGCGACACCUGAAGAGCGUAGCGUGUGGAGCUUCAUGAAGAUCCUCUUUGAGAAGGAUGCGCGUCAGCAUCUGCUGCUUCAUCUUGGCUUGGACGCGGAAAAGAUUAACGAAUUGAACGCCAAGUUUAACCCCGAGGCUGCCGCCGCACUGCAACCCACAGCUGCUCAAGCUGCCAACCCAGCACAGGCUCCUGGACCACAAGUGGACCCAGUGAUGGGAGCGCUGCUGAGUGACCGGAUUGAUUCUGGCAUGGGAGCGGACGAUGUGUUUUCCUCUGGCUUCCACCCGAAGGCUGACGACGCUGCCGCAGCAAACCCUGCAUCUCCGUUGUCGGACGUCUCUGCUCUUGCUACUGCGCUCCCGUCUGCGUUGGAUGAGGACAAGAGUAAGCGCUUGGAUGCUGUCCCCGCUCCUGUAUACACAGAAGAGUCCGAGAGCACAUUGAUGCAGGCACUACUAGUGGGCAACUUCGAAGUGGCCGUCAACUGCUGCUUGGCGUACAACCAACUGGCCGACGCGCUGUUGCUAGCUUCUUGUGGCGGUCCUGAGCUUUGGGAGAAGACUCAGCGCGCAUUCUUCGCUCACCAGCAACGCCCUGUGAUGCGUGUGGUAUCUGCUAUCAUCAAGAAUGAGCUAACCGAGCUCGUCGAGCUUUCGGAUUUGGCUGAAUGGCGCGAGACGUUAGCCAUUUUGAGCACAUACGCUAAGAGCGAAGAAUUCCCGUCGCUGUGUGACAAGCUGGCCACGCGACUGGAGGCCGCUGGCGACUUGCACUCUGCUACGUUGUGCUUCAUGUGCGCCGUGAACGUGGAGAAGACAGUGAAUGCUUGGUGCAAGGAAAGCGAGUUCGAGGCGCGCACGCAUGGCCACACCUUUGCGCUCCACCGUCUUGUUGAGAAGGUGUCUGUGUUCGCGAUGGCUGUCGACCAGCCUGAUCAAUCCAUGGGCUCUGAGGUGGCCCAGCGUUUCGCUGAGUAUGCUUCUCUGAUGGCUGCGGAAGGACGCCUGGAUAUUGCUGCCAAGUACGCACGCUUCCCGGAUCUGAGUUGCGCGAUUUUGAAGGACCGCAUUUACAACGCGUACCCCACACAGGGCUACCAGCCACCUCCGUUCCCGUUCGAUGUGGUUCAGGUUCAGACGCAGGCACAGAUUCAGCAGCAACAGCAACAACGUCAGGCUGCUCAGCAGCAGAGAGGCUACGGUAACAAACCCGCAUAUGGAGCUGGAAGGAACCAGUAUGGUGCUCCUGCUGCACCAACGCCAACUCCUGCCGCCGCUCCGAUGCCUACGCCUGGUGCCUAUGGUGGCCAAGCUGCGGGUUAUCAACCGAAACAACAUACACCGGCUCCGACGCCAGCUUACCCUGGCCGUCCUGGUGGCUACCAGUCGGCACCUCAGCAACCAGCAUACCCGGCCACGCAUGGUCUGCCUCCGCAAGCGCAGCAGCCCGGUGGAUACCCCAACCAGCAGCCUGCAGGAUACCCGAACCAGCAGCAGCCCGCAUACCCAGGUCAGUCAACGCCGUCGCCAUACCCAGGAAACGCGGCGCUGACGCCAUUCCCGGGCCAAUCCACAGCUUCUCCAGUGUUCCCUGGCCAAGCGCAGCAGCACCAGCCACCCCCACAGCAGCCUGGUUACAGUCGUCCGCAGCAGCCAGGCUUCCCAGGCCAGCAUCUGCCCCAACCAGGUUUCCCGUCAGGCCCCCCGUCGUCGUCAGGUAGCCGUCUGCAGAUGUACUCAGGUCCUCCGUCUACAGGCGCACCUCACGUGUCCGGACCUUCUCCGGCGUACGGUGGUGCUCCUCGUCCCGGAACAGGCUUCGGCGCGCCACCUGCCCCAGCUUCUCCAUCCAUUCCUCAAGGUACGGGGAUAAAUCCACUUGCUGCUGCGAUGGGGUCAUCGCGCAUUGCCAAGCCUUCUGUUGAUAUGAGCUCCCACCAACGCGAUGGGUUCGUCAGCAGUGUGGGCAACAAGGAACUGACUCUGAAAUAUGGGAAUGCUACCACAGCCUCUCUCUCGCCCGUUGCAAGCGCUGCCCCGAAGGUUGGCGAGUUCCCUCCGGAUGUUGUGCCCGGUAGCACAGAGAACGUCGGUCCGCAGGAUCUCCCUAUUGUAAACGCGUUCAACGACCUCGUGAGUCAACUUCAGGGCCUCCCUCUCACUAUGGUACGGUGAACAUCAUUGCCACUGUUAAGAAGGCAUGUACCUAAUUAGGUAUUUUGUUGUUUGUGCAGAUGGAACAGAAGCAACUGCAGGAGAUUCAGAAGGGCAAGGAGAUCAUGUUAACCAAGCUCAACAUCGGCGCUUUGUCGCCCGACGUUGUGUCCCGACUGCAUGAGAUGGUGGCGUGCUUCGGACAGCGCGAUUUUGGCAGCGCACAGACCAUCUACGUGGCUCUUACGGCCUCAGAUUGGGCGCAACACAAGGACUGGCUGCGUGGACUCAAGUCACUCAUCCACAUCUCCAUGAAGCGUUUUAGAUAAGCAGUCCACACAGGCGGAUGUGGGUACAGGACAGUAAGCAGAUACAGGUCACCAAGUGAAGUGAUCGCAUAGGUCCACCGUGAGCCCAAUGCAGAUAAAACUAGGAAGUGUUUGUGAGCCUUGUAGCUGCGUGCAGAGUCCUACUACGUACGUGUACGUAGUCGAGCGUAGAAUCUAUCUAGCGAGCCGCACUGUAGACGAAUCUGGAUGUAUGCAACGAGUGGUUCGGGACCCGAAUCGGGUACAGCUAUCCCCUUGGACAUAGUAUUUCAAGUGCAUGGGCACGCAACGCGAAUGAAGUUCAGCGC
This is a messenger RNA of Phytophthora nicotianae INRA-310, 4315 nucleotides long. RefSeq lists its product as hypothetical. Lineage: Eukaryota; Oomycota; Peronosporomycetes; Peronosporales; Peronosporaceae. Gene Ontology annotation, biological process: intracellular protein transport; COPII-coated vesicle cargo loading; endoplasmic reticulum organization. Gene Ontology annotation, cellular component: endoplasmic reticulum exit site; COPII vesicle coat. The transcript has 3 exons. The coding region runs from base 172 to 3699 and encodes 1175 amino acids. The record is from RefSeq and is a predicted model, not a curated record. Gene Ontology annotation, molecular function: protein binding; structural molecule activity.